This is a messenger RNA of Monopterus albus (swamp eel), 2842 nucleotides long. RefSeq names its product E3 ubiquitin/ISG15 ligase TRIM25. NCBI's taxonomy places the organism in Eukaryota, Metazoa, Chordata, Actinopteri, Synbranchiformes, Synbranchidae. Gene Ontology annotation, molecular function: protein binding; zinc ion binding. Bases 145 to 2418 code for a protein of 757 amino acids. The record is from RefSeq and is a predicted model, not a curated record. The transcript has 7 exons.
GCCCCCCCAACACCACCGGCAGCAAUUUCAUAAAAUGUGCCUUUAAGACUUAAACCACUGGAAGGGAAGCGGGAUUCAAACAUGUAGCUCCGCCUCUGUUAUUCGACAUAGCGGAAACAGAGACUAAACAUAAGAUAAAACAAAAUGGGUGCGUCGUUGGAAAUUCCAUCGAGGUGUCUUAUAUGCAGCGAGCUGACCCGAGACAUCGUUACUCUGAAGUGCAACCACCGCUUCUGUCAACAAUGUAUCGGAGACUUGUGGAGCAUUACCCCGGAAGGGCCGUACAAGUGUCCGAAGUGGCAGUGUAAUGCUGUGUACCAGUCGCUGCCCUUUGACAGAGGCCUGAUACGGCCGCCCACUCCUAUCCGACGGCCUCCACCUAGCAGCCCUGCAGGCCCAUCCGAUAACAGUGAAGAAAACCCACUACUGAGGAGGCCCUCGCUUUCCGGCCACCUCUUGGGGAAAAGAAAGUCAAGCACACCUGUACCAGAGCAACCUGACGCAAAGCGAUCACCUGUGGGAUCUCCCCAUGUGUGGUUCAGCGACACUUCCACUCCCAGCACUUCCUCCUCAGAUAAACCUGGGCCGUCAACUGGUGUGGAGACAUCCAAGAAAGCAGUGGACCCGAAACCUACACAGUCUAAGGGUUUUGAUAAGACACCCCCCAGUGACAACUCUGACAGCAAGGCAGUGGCUGCAGGUGAUGUGCCACAAAACAUCUCAGACCAGCAGAACCAACAUAAAUCAGGAGGGGUCAUAUCAGUGGACGACUCUGACAGCUCCAGUGAGGUAGAUAUAUGUGAUUCACCUCCUUUGGCAACCCCCAAGAAAGAUGCACAAGUGACAGGAAUUUAUGCAUCGCCAAAGAAACCUUCCUCACCUGCCAACUCUGAUUCUUUUCCUGGAGUCUCAAAUGCAGGGAAAAAUCCAUCUUCUGUACAAGACAUCAACAAGCCACCUCUGAUGUUCACCAAAUACCCUGCUGCAGCUUCAGGAUCCCCAACUAAUGUUGGCAUGUUUUCCAGGCAAGACAACAAAAAUACCCGCCCUCUACCCUGCCAUUAUUGUCCUAAAACUCAAUAUCAGCCUGCUGUGAAAACCUGUCUGGUGUGUGGAGCUUCCAUGUGUGCAGAGCACCUGCGUCCCCACCUGGAUGCCCCUGUGUUUCAGAAUCAUACACUGGUUCCCCCUAUGGAGGACAUUUCUCUCUGGAGGUGCCAGGAGCACCAGGAGAUAAACCGAAUCUACUGUCGGCAGUGUGGAGUGUGUGUGUGUACAGUGUGCACCGUCAUAGGCUCUCACCGUGACCAUGUCUGCAUCAGCAUCAGGGAGGCAGAGAGCGAGCUCAGAGGGAACCUGAGAGAGAAGAUCAAACAGCUGCAGGAUGCAGAACAGCAAGUACAGAACAGAAUGACUGAACUCACACAGAAGAAAGAAACAUUCAGCGUGAUUUUAAGUGAGGCACGUGAAGGUGUGCAGCAGCAGUACGGCGCCAUCAGAGAGGCCUUAGAGCUGGAGGAGCAAUCAGCUCUUCGAUGUGUGACAAAGGAGGAGAGCAAGGUUCUGGGAGGACUAGAGGAGAAACUCAGCCACCUCCAGAGCUCCAUGCAAUCCAUCCAGCAAGGCCUCCAGACCCUGGAGGGUCUGGCUGAUGCCAAGGCAGAAAAACGCAUUCAGGACCAGGCCUUCAUUACGGAAUACAACAAGAUAGCUGAACUAUCUAGUAACGUGGGGAACUGCAUGGAACAGUUGGAGCCUCUAGAGGAAGUGGAUCAGGCCCGGCUCAAAUGUCUGCAAAGGUGGACUGAGAAACGGCUCAACGCAGUCGUCAUCACUGUGCCUGGUGAAGAUAGAGACCUCUACAGACUGCUCUACGGCACCGUCCCCUUCUUGGAUGCAGAUACAGCUCAUCCCAAGCUGCAGCUGUCUGAUAACAACAGGAGGGUGACGUACAGUGAGGCCCAGCAAGUCUACACAGAGCACGCGGCUCGCUUCAGCUCCUUCCCACAGGUCUUGGCCUCCUGUGCCUUGGAGGGGGGGCGCUGGUACUGGGAGGUGAAUGUGUCCAUGGAUGACGGCCGUUGGAAGGUGGGGCUGAGUGAGGGUCAGAUAGAGAGGAAGGGUCAGAAAGACAACUCCCGUCUGGGUUUCAACAGUUACUCCUGGUGUCUGGCCUGUGAUCGAAGGAAGGUCGAAGCUCUGCAUAACAAAGCGUCUGUUCCUGUGAAUGCAGACGGGCUGAAGAGGGUCGGAAUAUUCCUCGACUAUGAUGAGGGUAUUGUGUCCUUCUUUAAUGUGACACCAGGGGGCAGGCUAGCUUUAAUGCAGUCUUACAAGCAUAGGUUUACUGAGCCUCUUUACCCUGCCUUGUCUGUGUCUAAAACACACAUGGCCAUCUGUGAUCUGUUCCAGUCAUAACCGUACAAUACUGGCAUGUCACUUCUUCUGAAAAUGUAAAUAAAGAAAAGCACAGUGCCUUUUAUAUAUGAAAAUUAUUUCUUAUCUUAAAAAUGUCAUUUUGAAUCAGUCUUGGGGAAGGUAGUUCCUCUAUGUAUUACAUAAAAUGCUGUUCGUAUGCAAAAAGUCUUAAUGUGAUUUUAUACCACCUGAUAGUACUGGAAUUAUGUCAUGCUAGCAUAUUUUUGAUGCCAUAAAUUUCUUUUUUAACAACACGUGAGCAAGUUUACACAUGGUAGUCCAGUUAGCACUGCUGAUCAAUACAACAUUGAUUUGGAUGAUAUUUGAAAUUAUGUUCAAAAUAUCCUUAAAGUCUUGUCUUUGACCUCUUUUUGAUUCUGUUGUGAGCCAGUGUCGUCCUACUGAAAUAAAAUGUCAAACCCUG